GACCGUAACAAAAAUCUCAUGAAAUCACGCACACACGUAAAUGACAGUAUGUACGCAACGAAUGGAUUAUAGAUUUUUAUGCUCAAACUCUUCGCAUGAUGCUACCCGACGAGUGCUGUUCAUGUAGGCUCGAGACAACCAUCUAAAAAAAUGCAGCAAUGACUAUGUAUUGAAGCACCUGCGCCAAGGUGACACGAAAUUUGCUCCGGCGACAACUGCUCAGGGCUUAAUUUACUUUACCUUUACCCGAAAUUCUGGAAGAGUGCUGUGGAUCCCAGCAGUCGGGCUUCCAGUUCUGUGCCAUUUUCAUUCAUCUCAAUGAUUUGUGUGGUGACUGCUCAGUGUCAUUUUGGCUCAGAUUUGGCUCUUCUAUAAGGGGUUUCCUACUCGAUGCAGAACCGCUGGUCUGCCCACAUCUUGUCCAGUCUGAUCUUGAUGAAAGUUACCUGGUUCGGUGAUCUCCUUGCCAUACCUGAACAAUAGCACCAUGACCGACCACGAAUGCGAUGACGACGGUAACCUUGAAAUAAAGCUCAGCAGGCCACCAAAUGACAGUGAAGACGAUACCACUGUUGUUGGUUUAGGAGCGAGAGUAUAUGCAUUGACCGUCCUGACAGUACUUACAAUUACAAGGAGUAUCCAAGAAUACCUCCUCAUCGUCACAAUAUCUGGAAUGGCAGAUGAGUUGAAAUUCGGGAAAACACAAUGUCAGGUGAUCAACGAAACAGCAUCACGUGACUACCUUCGUGAUCUCAACAUGACCGGGGAAGAAUUGUGCUCGGAACAAGGGAGAUGCUCUGAAAACAGCACAUUUUUCUUGCCUGAUGUGUGUGGAAUUCGAUACACAGGACGAGGUACAACUUAUGACGUAUUAGCCGGACCAAUCUAUCUCACCGUUCAGGGUAUUGUCACGGUGCCACUCAUAGGCUUGGUUCAAGGCUUUUCCAUGAGCCAGCCCAUAUCAAUUUCGAUGUUUACUAUGCUUUCGACACUUUUCAUCCUGCUGACAGCCUUCGUCCACGACUACUGGGCAGUGGUCUUACUCCGGUUUCUUUUUGGCAUAUUCUCUGGUCCCAUCGGUCCGCUUAAAUUGGCUUACCUCACUCGAAUAUUCCCGAAGGAAGUUCACACCAUUGUCUUGGGGUUGGCAACCUACGGCGUAACCUUAGGUUACGGCGCCACUCUCCUAUUCGCCUAUGUGACAGAAAGCAUCGGCUGGAGAUUAUGUUAUGUAACCACUGGAUCAGCAGGCAUAGUCCUAGCCAUACUCUGCUUUUUUAUGGCUGAUCCAAAAAGACCAGACUCCCAUGGCAAGAAACAAUACGUUAACUCGUCGUUUCGGUGGAAUCACUCCAGUUUACGUCAAAUAGCAUGGCCGUGCCUGAUAUGCAUACUCCUGGCCAGCAUCGGACGUUUGUCAGCAACUCGCAUCAGCUCAUACAAUCUUCCAGUCUACCUGACAGAAUAUUUUCCAGAAUCUGAUUCCGCUGCUGCCAUAGGUUUAAUCACCAUUGUCUUAGGCGCGGUUGCCACAAUCGUCGGAGGCUGGACGGGUGAUCGAAUGCGGAAAGUUUUUGGUUUACGUGCGAGGCUUGGCUUCUGUCUUUUUCUGCAGGUCGUCAUGGUGACGUUUUGGGCGGCGAUGUACCAAUGUUCCUUUAUAGCUCUGCUGAUCCUACUAAGUCUCACUCUAUUCGUUGGUGAUUGGAUUUCAAUCCUUAUUCUGGCUAUCGUCUCCGAUCUGACGCCAGUCGACUCCAAGGCCCUCAUCUUCGCCAUUAACUCCUUCCUGAGCCAUUCUUUAAUCGGACCUGUCAAUUUGGUCGUUACCCCAGUCGCCACCGCGACAGGUCUUCGAACAGCGCUCACAUUACUGAUUGGCUUGUUUGCAGGUUCCAGCGUCUUCUUUUUCUUCAUCCCCUUGGCAUGUUCACUUGUCCCAGGGAUGAAACAGAGACAUCAUGAGGCAGAGCGAGUCGAAGAACAAGGAGACGUCAUAGUCAGGGGGAUGGACGAAACAACUCCUCUGUUAUGACCGAAAUUAAAGGGUCGUGAUAAUGCUAAAAAAAACUAUUGAAUUAUUGUGACAAUCAUCUAAAAAGUUUACUUUCCCUGCUCUUUCUAUGUGCUUUUUUAAAUUGUAUAAUCUGUACAAUAUUCAUGUUCAAUAUAACUUCUUAACUAUGUGUGAUAGGGGAAAUUAAUAUUUUCUCCUCGGGGAAGUUAUCUUAGUUUGGUUCAUACAAAAAUUACAUCUAAAACCAUUCGCAAUUUAUGGGUGCAUUGAGUUACGGUACAUUCAUUCCAUUUUUAUUUCAUUUUAUCUAUUCUUUAACUAAAUUUAAUUGAUAUUCAUUUGGAAUUUAUUCAGCCGUGAACAUGUUUUUUAAUAUCUAUUCGUGUUUUCUAUCGUUUUAAUUUGUUGUUGUUUGGCAUCAUUGAGAA
This is a messenger RNA of Lytechinus variegatus (green sea urchin), 2445 nucleotides long. RefSeq lists its product as uncharacterized. Gene Ontology annotation, biological process: transmembrane transport. Gene Ontology annotation, cellular component: membrane. The record is from RefSeq and is a predicted model, not a curated record. Gene Ontology annotation, molecular function: transmembrane transporter activity. The transcript is spliced from 9 exons. The coding region runs from base 488 to 2035 and encodes 515 amino acids. Lineage: Eukaryota; Metazoa; Echinodermata; Echinoidea; Temnopleuroida; Toxopneustidae.